GCGAGCGUAGUGUGUGUCCGGAAGAGAGCGGGAGUAGCAGCAGUGAUCAGUCUGUCUCCAGUUAGCUGAAUAACAAAGUCCUGAGGAAACACAGCGGCCUCCCAAGGAACAGCCUGCCUGUCUGCCUGAUUUCAGAGUGGGUUAUUGAAGCCGAAGCCUGGUGCUUCAGUCCGGGAAGACUGCAGAGAGUCCUCCCCUGUAUUCCUCCACUACGGUCUGGGAGCAGCAUCUAUCUCCACUGUUGCUGUACCCAUGUUAAUGUCCCUCUGUGGGACCAAUAAAGGACUUCUGAUUCUGCGGACAGACAGAAGAGAGGGGGGAGGGGCGGGGUGAAAUGCGGCCUUCUUCUUUUCCCGAAGAGUCCUCUUCCUCGUAGCCCACCGUAUCCCAGGAUGCAAUGCGCGCCAGUGACGAGGAAACAAAGAAAAUGUCGGUCCGGUCUCAGAGAGAAAGCAGCACGUGAGGAGUAACUGAUAAACGACAAUUCUGGAGGACUGGGUCUGCUGGGGAAGGAGCUGCCACCCACACAGGACCCCCCUUGGUGAUAUUGUCAUAUCAUAUACACAACUACGGUGUAGUUAUGCUAUGCAAACACGUCCAGCAGCUGGUGGUGGUUAAAGAAGAGGUUCCCCCUGAGCAGCAGGAGUGGAGCUCCGGUCUGGACCAGGAGAACCCACAGCCCCCUCCACACAUUAAAGAGGAACAGGAGGAACUCUGGAUCAGUCAGGAGGGAGAGCAGCUUCAAGGGCUGGAGGAGGCUGAUAUCACCAAGUCCACAUUCACUCCUGUCCCUGUGAAGAGUGAAGAUGAUGAAGAGAAACCUCAGUCCUCUCAGCUUCAUCAAAGACAAACUGAACACCUGGAAACAGAAGCUGAUGGAGAGGACUGUGGAGGACCAGAACCAGCCAGGAACUCAGAUCCAGAGAGACAUUUACAACCUGAGACUGAGGACUACCCUGGAGACUCUUCUGAACCUGACACUGAAGACAAUGGAGAUUGGAAGGAACCCAGAGAACCAGCUUCAAAGUCUGCGAAAAAUAAACAAGACCCUGUCAGUGAUUCAAGACGUAGUGCUCGAGAGAAAUGCUUUAGAUGCUCACAGUGCGGGAAAGAGAAUUGCAGCAAGAUACAUCUGAAUAGGCCCAUGAGCACCCACACAGGAGGGAAACUAUUCAGCUGCUCAGUUUGUAACAAAUCUUUUACACAUAAAGGAAAUUUACAGACACACAUGAAAAUCCACACAGGAGAGAAACCAUUCAGCUGCUCAGUUUGUAACAAUUCUUUUACACAUAAAGGAGAUUUAAAGAGACACAUGAGAAUCCACACAGGAGAGAAACCAUUCCAUUGUAGUGUUUGUGAUAAAAGAUUUAUCCAGAGUAAUCUGGUCAAAACCCAUAAGUGUGUUGGUCGUCAGUCCUCACAGCUUCAUCAAACUGAGGAGAACAGAGAGGCAGAGUGUCCAGCCAGCAGCUUAGCUGAACACAUGGAAACAGAAGCUGAUGGAGAGGACUGUGGAGGACCAGAACCAGCCAUGAACUCAGAUCCAGAGAGACAUUUACAACCUGAGACUCAGGACAACCCUGGAGACUCUUCUGAACCUGACACUGAAGACAGUGGAGAUUGGAAAGAACCCAGAGAACCAGCUUCAAAGUCUGCGAAAAAUAAACAAGACCCUGUCAGUGAUUCAAGACGUAGUGCUAGAGAGAAAUGCUUUAGAUGCUCACAGUGCGGGAAAGAAAAUUGCAGCAAGAUACAUCUGAAUAGACCCAUGAGCACCCACACAGGAGGGAAACUAUUCAGCUGCUCAGUUUGUAACAAUUAUUUUACACAGAAAGGAAAUUUACAGACACACAUGAGAAUCCACACAGGUGAGAAACCAUUCAGCUGCUCAGUUUGUGACAAUUCUUUUACACAGAAAGGAAAUUUACAGACACACAUGAGAAUCCACACAGGAGAGAAACCAUUCAGCUGCUCAGUCUGUGAGAAGUCUUUAACACGUAAAGGAGAAUUAAAGACACACAUGAAAAUCCACACAGGUGAGAAACCAUUCAGCUGCUCAGUUUGUGACAAUUCUUUUACACAGAAAGGACAUUUACAGACACACAUGAAAAUCCACACAGGAGGGAAACCAUUCAGCUGCUCAGUUUGUGACAAUUCUUUUACACAUAAAGGAAAUUUAAAUAGACACAUGAAAAUCCACACAGGAGGGAAACCAUUCAGCUGCUCAGUCUGUGAGAAGUCUAUAACACAUACAGGAGAUUUAAAGAGACACAUGAGAAUCCACACAGGAGAGAAACCAUUCCAUUGUAGUGUUUGUGAUAAAAGAUUUAUCCGGGGUAAUCUGGUCAAAAGCCAUAAGUGUGUUGGUCGUCAGUCCUCACAGCUUCAUCAAACUGAGGAGAACAGAGAGGCAGAGCCUCCAGCCAGCAGCUCAGCUGAACACCUGGAAACAGAAUCUGAUGGCGAGGACUGUGGAGGACCAGAACCAGCCAGGAACUCAGAUCCAGAGAGACAUUUACAACCAGAGACUGAGGACAACAAGGAUGACAUUUUCUGUUCAUUUUCAGGUUGGUAUUAGUAUGUUGUCUUCACUGGGACAUGUCUCCAUGCUUUAAUGUUGAAAAAGCUCUUUAUUGUUGUCAUACUGCCUCUUUUCACCCUAUGUC
Trematomus bernacchii (emerald rockcod) is the source of this 2666-nucleotide messenger RNA. RefSeq names its product gastrula zinc finger protein XlCGF57.1-like. Gene Ontology annotation, biological process: regulation of transcription by RNA polymerase II. The transcript is spliced from 3 exons. Lineage: Eukaryota; Metazoa; Chordata; Actinopteri; Perciformes; Nototheniidae. The coding region runs from base 581 to 2578 and encodes 665 amino acids. Gene Ontology annotation, molecular function: RNA polymerase II cis-regulatory region sequence-specific DNA binding; DNA-binding transcription factor activity, RNA polymerase II-specific. Gene Ontology annotation, cellular component: nucleus. The record is from RefSeq and is a predicted model, not a curated record.